This is a messenger RNA of Arvicanthis niloticus (Nile rat), 5536 nucleotides long. The record is from RefSeq and is a predicted model, not a curated record. Lineage: Eukaryota; Metazoa; Chordata; Mammalia; Rodentia; Muridae.
GCUCGGGGCUGAGAUGCUGGCGUCCGCUCCCGGGAAGGCGCGGACAUACCUGCCAACGGAGGCUGAGCGGGCGCCAGCGCACCCUCCGGGAGCCGCCAGCGCCUCCCCGCGGCCCGGGACGCCCGUGCCUUGGCCAGGACCAAGGCCAGCGGCCACUCCGUAGCAGCCGGAGCGGGUGGGAGCGCCUGGCUUCUGGCCGCGGCCGCCGCCCGCCCGCCGGCUCCGGUGGUUGGGCGGAGGAAGCGCGGAACUCCUCCUCCCCGCCGUAUUAACAUGCACCCAGGGGCGGGUGACCAGCCCAGCCUCGCCGCCCCUGCCCGCCGCGUCCCGGCGCUCAGCCUCCGCGCCAGAGGCGAGCGCUGCGCUCCGGGCGCCGCAAACCCGAGGACGCGGCCUCGCAGCCACCUUCGGCCGGCGGGGAGCGGCAGGACCGGCGGCGCGAGCGGCUGCAGCCACCUCGGCGCCUGCCUGGGCUCCUUCCCUUCACCUCGCUGAGAGGCGUCCGGGACUGCGGGGCCACCGCUCUGGUCCUCGCUCCGAGGCUCGUGGGACGGACUGACAGACGGACGGACGCAGCCAGCGAGGGACCGACUGCGGGCAGCGAAAACUGAGUGAUACUAUUGGGCCAUUUUUAGUGACUGCUGCUCAAACCUUUUCCUGGGACACUUUCUUCAAAAGACCAGCACACAUUCAGCUUGCCCAGAUAUAAUCCCAGAUUAAUGAAGGACUUCUAGAAGGGACUAUAUUAGUCUCACCAGGACUGAGUCAUUGAGCAUCGCAUACCUAGAGUGACAUCUGGUUAACGCUAUCAAGGACAGCAACAACCUGAAAUCGGGGUCUCCUCCUGGUUUGAAGUGUGGAGAAAUAAGAACUUGGAGAGUGAUCAUCAAAGGUUACAUCUGCUCUGGGAUUUGCUGAAUGUCACCUGGAGGCCCCUGUGUCUGCUUCAGAGAGCUCCUGUUGAAUGACAAAGACCUAAGAGCAGUCUUUGCCCAAGACGGGUCUGGAACUUAAAGGGGUUCCCAUGACCCCUGCGAUUGCUUCCAGUCAGCAAUGAAAGGAUUAUCGGGUAGCCGCAGCCACCACCAUGGGAUCACCUGCGAGUCAGCCUGUGACUCCUUGUCACACCACUCAGACCACAAGCCGUACCUGCUGAGCCCGGUAGACCACCACCCUGCGGACCAUCCCUACUACACCCAACGGAAUUCUUUCCAGGCCGAGUGCGUGGGGCCCUUCAGCGAUCCGCUAGCCAGCAGCACCUUCCCGCGCAGGCACUACACCUCGCAGCAGGAGCUGAAGGACGAGAGUGCCCUGGUGCCACGCACACUGGCCACCAAGGCGAAUCGCCUCCCCACCAACCUGCUGGAUCAGUUUGAGAGGCAGCUGCCUCUCAGCCGGGAUGGCUAUCACACGCUACAGUACAAGCGCACCGCUGUGGAGCAUCGCAGCGAUAGCCCCGGCCGCAUCCGGCACCUGGUCCACUCGGUCCAGAAGCUCUUUACCAAGUCUCAUUCCCUGGAGGGGCCAUCCAAAGGCAGCGUCAACGGGGGCAAGGCUAGCCCUGACGAGUCGCAAACUGUGAGAUAUGGCAAGCGCAGCAAGAGCAAGGAGAGGCGGUCAGAGUCCAAGGCUAGAUCCAAUGCCUCUAACGCCUCCCCUACCUCUCCCAGCUGGUGGAGCUCGGAUGACAACCUGGAUGGCGACAUGUGCCUCUACCACACGCCAUCGGGUGUGAUGACCAUGGGCAGGUGCCCUGACCGCUCUGCUUCGCAGUACUUCAUGGAAGCCUACAACACCAUCAGCGAGCAGGCAGUGAAGGCUUCCCGGAGUAACAAUGACAUCAAGUGCUCCACCUGUGCUAACCUGCCAGUCACGCUGGAUGCCCCACUUCUGAAGAAGAGUGCCUGGUCCUCCACUCUCACCGUGAGCAGAGCCCGAGAGGUUUAUCAGAAAGCCUCGGUGAACAUGGAUCAGGCCAUGGUGAAGUCCGAGGCUUGUCAACAAGAGCGGUCCUGCCAGUACUUACAGGUUCCCCAGGAUGAAUGGACAGGGUACACACCUCGCGGGAAAGACGACGAGAUCCCGUGCCGGAGGAUGCGCAGUGGUAGCUACAUCAAAGCCAUGGGGGAUGAGGACAGUGGGGACUCGGACACGAGCCCCAAGCCAUCUCCCAAGGUGGCUGCAAGAAGAGAAAGCUAUCUCAAGGCCACCCAGCCAUCCCUUACAGAGCUCACCACCCUCAAGAUCUCCAACGAACACUCCCCCAAACUCCAGAUCCGGAGUCACAGCUACCUGAGGGCAGUAAGUGAAGUCUCCAUCAACAGAAGCCUGGACAGCCUGGACCCUGCAGGCUUGCUCACAUCACCAAAGUUCCGCUCCAGAAACGAGAGCUACAUGCGAGCCAUGAGCACCAUAAGCCAGGUGAGCGAGAUGGAGGUGAACGGACAGUUCGAAUCCGUGUGUGAGUCUGUGUUCAGUGAGCUGGAGUCACAGGCAGUGGAAGCUCUUGACCUGCCCAUGCCUGGCUGCUUCCGUAUGCGGAGCCAUAGCUACGUGCGGGCCAUCGAGAAGGGCUGCUCCCAGGAUGACGAGUGCGUGUCACUGAGGUCGUCCUCCCCUCCACGCACAACCACCACCGUGAGGACCAUCCAGAGCAGCACCGUGUCAUCUUGCAUUACAACAUAUAAGAAGACACCACCUCCAGUCCCACCCAGAACUACCACGAAACCUUUCAUUUCUAUCACAGCCCAGAGUAGCACAGAGUCCGCGCAGGAUGCUUACAUGGACGGGCAAGGCCAGCGUGGGGAUAUGAUCAGCCAGUCUGGUCUCAGCAACUCCACCGAAAGUCUGGACAGUAUGAAGGCUCUCACGGCUGCCAUCGAGGCUGCAAACGCCCAGAUCCACGGCCCGGCAAGUCAGCACAUGGGCAGCAAUGCUGCUGCUGUCACCACCACCACCACCAUAGCCACUGUCACCACCGAGGAUAGGAAGAAAGACUUUAAGAAAAACAGAUGCCUAUCUAUUGGGAUACAGGUGGACAAUGCUGAAGAGCCGGAGAAAAUGGCAGAGAGUAAGGCGUCCAGUAAGUUCCAGUCCGUGGGAGUGCAAGUAGAAGAGGAGAAGUGCUUCCGCAGGUUCACUCGGUCCAACAGUGUGACAACCGCAGUACAGGCUGACCUGGACUUCCAUGAUAAUCUGGAAAAUUCUCUGGAGUCUAUAGAGGACAAUUCGUGUCCCGGCCCCAUGGCCAGACAGUUCUCGCGGGAUGCUAGCACCUCCACCGUCAGUAUCCAGGGUUCAGGAAACCACUAUCAUGCCUGUGCAGCUGACGACGACUUUGACACGGAUUUUGACCCCUCUAUCCUGCCUCCUCCGGACCCCUGGAUUGACUCUAUCACCGAAGACCCUCUGGAGGCCGUUCAAAGAUCCGUGUGCCACCGGGACGGCCACUGGUUCCUGAAACUUCUCCAGGCAGAGCGAGACCGCAUGGAAGGGUGGUGCAAGCAAAUGGAGAGAGAAGAGAGGGAGAGCAACCUCCCCGAGGACAUUCUAGGGAAAAUCCGAACCGCGGUGGGCAGUGCCCAACUUCUCAUGGCGCAGAAAUUCUACCAGUUCAGAGAACUGUGUGAAGAGAACCUGAAUCCCAAUGCUCACCCGAGACCCACUUCCCAGGAUUUGGCGGGGUUUUGGGACAUGCUGCAGUUGUCCAUAGAAAAUAUUAGUAUGAAAUUUGAUGAACUUCAUCAGUUAAAGGCCAAUAAUUGGAAACAGAUGGAUCCUCUUGACAAGAAGGAGCGAAGGGCCCCUCCUCCAGUGCCAAAGAAGCCGGCGAAGGGCCCCGCGCCGCUGAUCCGGGAGCGCUCGCUGGAGAGCUCGCAGCGCCAGGAGGCCCGCAAGCGCCUGAUGGCCGCCAAGCGCGCCGCGUCGGUCCGCCAGAACUCGGCCACCGAGAGCGCCGAGAGCAUCGAGAUCUACAUCCCCGAGGCGCAGACCCGGCUCUGAGCGCCGCCAAGGACCGUCCCGCAUCCCUGUCCUCGGCCGCCUCCCCGUCCCCUCCGUCUCUGAGCUCAGUGACCGCCACCGUCGUGGUGUAGUUGUCCACCUCGCAGGAGCCGUCCCCAGGCCGCCCCACUUCCUGGACCACUUUGCCCAUCUUCUCCACCGAGCUUCGCUCCCCUGUCCUGAAGCCUCAUGCAGACAUACAAACCCUUUAUUUUCUGGGCCAAGCAAACCCACCUGUGUAGAAAACGACACCUGUAGGUCACUCACCCUCCUCAGUUCUCUCAAGCUAGUGUGCCCCUAGAACUCAGCAAUAUAAAACCAUAGGGUAUUUCAGAAACCCAGUAUCACAUAGGGUGAUCUUUUGGGACUUACCGUCUUCCACGUGAAAGAAACGAGGGCUCCGACUCCCUUUAUUUGCCCCCAAACGGUUAUUUUCUUCAAGCAGAGAGCGCUUUAUUUCUAAUCUCAGAAAUCACACCAUCUAAUUAGAAUCAAGGGUGACACAGAGUGGGGACCAAGCUGGCCUAUAGGGUUGGGGGCCUGGGUGUGUAGGAGAGAAGGGCGGAGCGCGCAGGUAUAUGCAUCUGUGCCCUCGCACCUGUACAAACUGCCUCACUGGUACUUCAUCAACCACAGCUUCAAAUGUUUCAAUCAGCAGAAGAUUGUAAAUUCGAUCUUUCAGGGAAAUCAAUCUAUUCUGAAAGGCAAUAAAACGAAGCAAGUUAAGGCAAAAGAGAACACCGGUGGUUUAAGAUCCUCUAUAAGGAAUCCAUUUAUUUAUCUUGAGAAAAUUUUAGACCUGAUUUUUUUUUUAAUCAACUUUUCUUGUACUCCGUGUAUUAUAAUAUCAUAGCAAGAGUUUUAAAAUGGAGGGUGGGAAAGAGUUGAUUCUGUUAGUUCAGCGUCCUUACUGGUGGGGUCACUUAAGAUUUCACACACGGAAGAACGUUUCUGCUUCUGAGGGGUGGCAAGGCCAUUUGCAGAGGAGAGUUCAGGUUCUCCUGCCACCCUUUGAAUGCCACACAUCCGUCUAGUCUAGUUCAGCCCAGUCCUUCGCAUUUCGGGGGCGUUUUUCUCCUUCGGUCUCCUCUCACUCCAAUACAGAGUUCACCUGUUCCCCAGCACAGGAUUUUGUUCUAUGUCAAAUGAAUAAAAUAAAAGGUUUUCUACCCCCAGUUGACAUGCUGCCUCAUUCCAAAGAGCUGUCGUUAUGAUCCUGAAGUUCCAGGUAUUGGAGAGAAGUCAUCUGAUACGCAGGGGUCAAGAACUAGGAGCAGGCAGGGCAGUCGGCACUCAUAAACGCUGAUAGAAAUCCAAGCUUUUGGGUGGAUUCCAGGCUCGCUGUUGGCUUGCAAUUUAGUCAUGGUUGAUGGGCUGUGUGCACGAGCUUCUAGCUGAAGUCUCCCAAUGCUCUCUACUUGUAGUGGUUUAAACAUUCAGAAUGGAUCAGCCAUAGCCUGUCAAGUCGGUAACCUAAAGAAUUAGACACUUGCCGUUAGAAAGAAAGAAAGAAAAAGAAAGAAAGAAAGAAAGA